This is a messenger RNA of Oncorhynchus masou masou (cherry salmon), 4169 nucleotides long. RefSeq names its product eyes absent homolog 2-like. The transcript is spliced from 20 exons. Gene Ontology annotation, biological process: positive regulation of DNA repair; negative regulation of extrinsic apoptotic signaling pathway in absence of ligand; cell differentiation. Gene Ontology annotation, molecular function: protein tyrosine phosphatase activity. The record is from RefSeq and is a predicted model, not a curated record. Gene Ontology annotation, cellular component: nucleus. The coding region runs from base 650 to 2242 and encodes 530 amino acids. NCBI's taxonomy places the organism in Eukaryota, Metazoa, Chordata, Actinopteri, Salmoniformes, Salmonidae.
UAUUGAGAAAACCCUCAGGAGGAGGAACCAACAUUUUUUCAUUUACCCUUAUCAUCACUUCCUUACCAGCGCCAAAGCAAACACGCGCUCCUGAAGGUGUAUGAAACACUUAUCGAGAAACGGGUUCAAUGUUUCGGAUGAAAACGCAGCCUUAGAUUCGCUGGAAAGCUGUCAUUUCGGUUUAUUAGACCGUAGUAGACGAACGAUUCAUGAAAUCCAAACUAAGUGCGCACACAUUUCUAAAAUCUGCAGUCAUCAUCACUUUGAAGAAUAAUAAAUAGGCAUCCACAGUGAGUAAAGACGUAUCGUGCUUUGAGUUUGACUAUUGAACGUUCCAGUUUCAUCUGUAGAAACGUUUUGCUAUAGAGAUUUGAACACGCUAAGCCAUAUGGAGAGAGAACAGUGUUGAACAACUACCGGAUUUUUUUCUCGACCUAAAUCAUGGAAAGCUGAUGGCGAGGACCUUGAGUGACUGUGUCUUACCAGGGAAGAAAACACUCUCUCCACAGAGUCAAGUGUCAACAGUGAAGACCUUUACAACAUCUAUUUUCCUUUGAAGAAACAACAGGGGCCUCAUUUAUCAACCGGCCUCUAAGACUCCAUAUCAAACUCUUACUUUAUCUGCAAAUCAGCUGAUCUGAGAGCUGUCAUGUCGGCGUACGGACAGCCCCAGUACAGCCCCGGCCUCCAGCCUGCGGGACCCUACCCACCAUACACUCACCAUGCCCAGGGUUAUGGCAUGCCCUCCUACAACAUUAAGACAGAGGAUGGCCUUAGCCUCUCUCCAGGACAGAACAGUCUCCUGAACUACUCAAACUACAGCAGCACUCCCCCCAGCCAGGCUCUCUAUGGCUACUCUACACACGGUAACAGUAUUGCAUCUGGGAUUUUCCAGGGAGCCAACCCCAUCACAGGCUCAACUCCCUUCAACACCACACAACAGGACUUCUCAGGGUACUACAACAAGUGUUUAAAUGUGAUCAUGUUCCCUCUGUCAGGACUUCUCAGGGUACGACAACAAGUGUUUAAAUGUGAUCAUGUUCCCUCCAUCAGGACUUCUCAGGGACUUCUCAGGGACUUCUCAGGGUACUACAACAAGUGUUUAAAUGUGAUCAUGUUCCCUCCGUCAGGACUUCUCAGGGACUUCUCCAGGGACCUACUCCAACAUUGUAUUACUCAUCACUACAACAGCCCGUACCUCAGCCCUAGUGCCAUCACCACGUCCAUACCUUAUCAGCAUCCAGAACACCCCGCUGUGGUGCCCAAUCACAGCCCAGAGUCUCAAACAGGAGAGUACCACCCCCCCCCUAGCCCCCCCACCCCAGGGAAAGAGCCGGAGGCGGUGCCAGCCAGACGGAGCUCAGACGGGAAACUGAGGGGCAGGAAAAGAGUCAGUGACCCACAGCCCCCCCUGGACUCAGAUAUAGAGCGUGUGUUUGUGUGGGACCUUGACGAGACCAUCAUCAUUUUCCACUCUUUGCUCACAGGGAGCUUCUCCACCCGAUUUGGCAAGGACUCAUCCAAGGCAGUGUCGCUGGGCCUGUGGAUGGAAGAGAUGAUCUUUAACCUGGCCGACUCACGACUAUUCUUCAACGACCUGGAGGAAUGUGACCAAGUUCAUAUUGAUGACGUGGCGUCAGACGACAAUGGGCAGGACCUGAGCACGUAUAAUUUUGUCACCGACGGUUUCCAGAGCCCUGCGGGGGCCGGUACUCUGUGCCUGGGCUCAGGUGUCCACGGUGGGGCUGACUGGAUGAGGAAACUGGCCUUUCGCUACCGGAGGGUGAAGGAGAUCUACAACACUUUUAAGAACAACGUGGGAGGUUUGCUGGGCAGUCCCAAGCGGGAGGAGUGGCUGCAGCUGCGGAGGGAGAUGGAGGUUCUAACAGAUCUGUGGCUGACUCAGGCUCUCAAGGCCUUGGCCCUCAUAAACUCCAGACCAAACUGUGUGAAUGUGCUGGUGACUACCACCCAGCUGAUCCCAGCCCUGUCCAAGGUCCUGCUCUACGGACUGGGCUCAGCUUUCCCUAUAGAGAAUAUCUACAGUGCCACCAAGACAGGGAAGGAGAGUUGCUUCGAGCGUGUGGCUCAGAGGUUUGGUCGGCGAGCGGUGUAUGUGGUAAUAGGGGAUGGAGUGGAGGAGGAGUCUGUAGCCAAGAAGAAGAACAUGCCCUUCUGGAGAGUGUCGUGUCGGCCUGACCUGGAGGCUCUGAGUCAUGCACUGGAGCUGGACUACCUCUAGUGGGCACUAUCCCAUCAUGCCCUUAGCCACUUCCUGCCUGGUGAUGCCACUUCCUGUCCAAUGGACCAAUUUGGGGUUGAGGGCGGCAUCAAUUCACCACAAUACAGAAGCCAAGAAUAAGGGACCAAUCUUUGUAUCUUGCAGGGAAUCGCAAUUGUUACUGGAAAUAUUAUAUGUGCUUUCAUCCUUUUACACAGAGACUUUUACAUAUGAAAGGUAUCCCACUUUUCAACUUUAGAGCGUUGCACUGAAAAUAACAAUCUAGGUGAUAUAAGUGCAUUUUUCCUUACAUGGAGGAUGAAUAGUUGUGUUGUGUGCUCACUUUUCUUAUUAGGAAUGGGAUAGAUAAGAGGACAUUGUUAAAGGGCAAUUAGGCCACUCUUUAACCUCAUUUCCAUUAUCUCCAGCACCAUACCAGAGUCUAGAUAUGUGAAAACGUAUUUUUUUAAUGAUCUGUGGUUGAAAGUUAAGAAGAAAGGUCCUAAAAAAAUAUUAUCUGUAGCAUCUCAGGCGAGGAUUAAAAGUAAAAAAAACAGUGAUUCUCUAAACCUGCAAAGAGUUUCUAGCCAGAGGGAGGGUAUUUUCUCCCCAUGUCACUGCGAAUCUCACAGUGUUUGAAAAUCACUGAUUUUAAUUAUGUUGAAACUUUUGAUGAUGUCAUCGGGUAGAACUUGAUUUGUUUUUACAAAAUGUAGAAAUGCACUGUUUUCACAUACAGUAUGUAGACACUGAUAUUGUGCUGGACAUUUUUAUUGUCCCAUCAUCAGGUGCACCUGUGUAAUGAUCAUGCUGUUUAAUCAGCUUAUUGAUUUGUCACACCUGUCAGAUGGAUGGAUUAUCUUGACAAAGGUGAAAUGCUCAUGAAUUUGAAAGAGAGAAACUUUUUGUGAGCAUCGAACAUUUCUGUGAUUUUUUAUUUCAGCUCAUGAAACAUGGGAACAACACUUUACAUGUUGCAUUUAUAUUUUUAUUCAGUAUAAAAUGAGGGUUAUGAAUGAGGAUUGGACAUUACCAGCAAGUUAUUAGAGAUAGCUAGAUCCUACCUUGACUCAAUUGUUUCACAUGGCUUUUUUGGUAGAAUGUUAAUUUAUAGUAUAACUAUGGCCCCAAUAGUAGAUCUGUCUCAUUAGCAGGUUAUUGAUGAAUUAAUAGUCUAAUAUUAUGAGCUGAGACCUAAAAAAGUAAUAAUGGGAAAAGAUUUGAGCAAAACUUACCAGCGACAAUUAUCAUUUUUUGAUGAGAUAGCAUCUCCUUUCCUAACAUCACCAUAACAUUUAAUGCAUAGUCCAUUGCCCUAUGAUAUGUGUCAUUAAUCAUUUAAUUUAAUAUCCUAUUCAUUUGCAACAACCAUUCUUAUGCAGUCUAUAUAAACCGGACCAUAUACUCCCAACCCUACUGAAGGUGCCAUACCUCUUCUGGAUGAUGACAUUUUAAUCUAAUAUACCAAAAAAUGAGAAGUCAAUUAUCUUAUCCAUUCCGUUCCCUUUUAUGAAAAUGAAAUAUAAAUUGGUAAGAGCAGCUAGGCCAAGAUGUUCAGACAGACAGAGACCAACAGCAUUACUAAAACUAACAACAUCUUAAUUAAUGAGUAUGGAAACGAAGCAAUCCUUUGACAAAGCACAGGAAAAAUCAACUACCUUGUGAAACGUCUCUUUCAGCAUAUACAUUUGUCUUGGAGAGGACUUAGUCUAGCGAUUUAAUCUUUUUAUUAAGGAACACAUUUUCUGCUUCAUAAGUUGCUGGGUGUACAUUUGUUGUCAUCUUUCUCCAUGAAUGUUUAUGUAUAACCCGUAUGUAAGGAAAAUGCUACAAUAGUCUUUGGACUUGCAUGUGCCUAUUACACUGUCAGCUUAGCUAUGAUCUGUAUAUAAGGUUUUAUUGUUUCGACGGACAAUUAUAAUAGAUUAAUAAAGAUAAAUUAAUUACA